Messenger RNA from Engraulis encrasicolus (European anchovy), 3285 nucleotides. RefSeq lists its product as uncharacterized. The transcript is spliced from 2 exons. NCBI's taxonomy places the organism in Eukaryota, Metazoa, Chordata, Actinopteri, Clupeiformes, Engraulidae. Bases 1 to 3285 code for a protein of 1094 amino acids. The record is from RefSeq and is a predicted model, not a curated record. Gene Ontology annotation, molecular function: nucleic acid binding; aspartic-type endopeptidase activity. Gene Ontology annotation, biological process: DNA integration; proteolysis.
AUGGACCAGUUUAAACCUCCAGCACCGCUAGUGCUAACCGGCAACAUCAGCGAGAAUUGGCGCCGAUGGGAGCAACGGUUUCAGCUUUAUAUGACGGCUACGGGAGCGGACACAAAAGCUGAACCAGUGAAGACAGCCAUUAUGCUGCAUACGGUCGGCGAGGAAGCGCUCGAGAUCUACAACACAAUGGACGUGUUUGUCGAAGCGGGUGAGGAUGGACAGCCCGCCAACAUAAAAGACACAGAGGUCAAGUUUAAAUUGGACACUGGGGCAGAUGCAAAUGUGCUACCUCUGAGCAUUUUGCAGAAGAUUCCGGGUCCUCAUCAGCUGCAACCCACACACAUCACACUCGUCGCCUAUGGAGGAACACGUCUGAAGCCGGAGGGCACCGUGAAACUUACCUGCGAUGUGGCCAGAACGACGACAGAUCUUCUGUUCUUCAUCACCAAGCACUCCUCCACUCCGAUCCUGGGCCGAGACGCAUGUGAACAGCUGCAGCUGGUGAAAAGAAUGCAGACCAUCGCACUCAAAGCGCCAGCCACGAAAGAGGAGCUAGUGGACGCCUACCCCUCCGUCUUCAGUGGGCUGGGACAGUUUCCUGGGGUGCACCACAUCCACACAGACCCACAUGUGGCCCCAGUUGUGCACGGCUGCAGAAAAAUCCCCAUUGCUGUCAUGGACCGGCUGAAAACGACGCUACAAGACCUCGUCGAAAGAGAUGUCAUCGCACCAGUGACGGAGCCCACAGAAUGGGUAAAUAGCCUUGUCAUCACAGAGAAGAAAAACGGGACACUCAGGGUGUGCUUGGACCCUCGAGACCUGAAUGAGGCGAUCAAGAGACAGCACUUCUCAAUACCAACCCCAGAAGAAGUACUACACCGGCUGUCAGGGAAAACCAUCUUCUCCAUCCUAGACGAAAAGGACGGAUACUGGCAAGUGAGUCUGGACCAGCCCUCAUCGAUGCUCUGCACAUUCAGCACGCCGUGGGGCAGGUUCCGCUUUAAGAGACUUCCUUUUGGCAUCAAGUCCGCCAGCGAAGUUUUCCAGCAAAAGAACUGUGAGACAUUCGGCAACAUUGAAGGAGUGCACAUCAUUGCAGACGACAUGAUCAUCGCCGCUGCGUCUGAAGAAGAGCAUGAUGCCAUUCUACAAAAAGUAAUGGACACUGCACAGAAAAACAACAUCAAAUUCAACAAAGACAAAAUACAGUACAAAGUGGACUCAGUCAAAUACAUGGGCCAUGUAGUCACCACGAAGGGAGUGAAGCCGAACGAGUCCAAGGUGUUCGCCAUCAGAGACAUGCCGCAGCCAGACGACAAGAAAGCACUACAGAGACUGCUGGGAAUGACAAGGUACCUCUGCCAAUACAUCCCAAAUGAAGCCAGCAUCACAAGCCCACUCAGAGAGCUGCUACGAAAGGACGCUGCCUGGCACUGGAGCCACCAACACACCGCUGCAUUGGAGAAGCUCAAGACCGCCCUCAUGCAAGCCCCAGUACUCCAGUUCUACGACCAGAGCAAGCCACUCGCCAUACAGUGCGACGCAUCGAAAGACGGACUCGGCGCCUGUCUGCUGCAGGAAGGUAGGCCACUGUCUUAUGCAUCACGAGCACUCACAGACUCUGAGAAGAAUUAUGCUCAGAUAGAGAAAGAGCUGCUGGCAAUUGUGUUUUCCACCAAACGCUUUCACCAGUAUGUCUAUGGCAACACAGUGACUGUACAAUCCGACCAUAAGCCCCUAGAAGUCAUCUUCAAAAAACACCUGAGCAAGGCACCAGGACGACUCCAGCGCAUGCUAUUGCAGCUCCAACGCUAUGACCUGAGAAUCGUCUACACAGCAGGCAAGGAGAUGCACGUCGCAGAUACCCUGUCCCGCGCUGUUGUCAGUGACUGCAAGGAUGACGUGAAGGAAGACCUGUUCGAGGAGAGAGUAGUGCACGCAAUGGAGGCCACAGCCGCACUCGACGAAGACACACUCUCAAAGCUCAAGGGGGCCACGGCGACAGACAGCACACUGCAACAGGUGAUUGAGCUACACAAGAAAGGCUGGCCGAGGCGACAGCGCAGUGUUCCCACCAACCUACACCGGUACUGGUCGAUGCGACACAACAUCAGCAUCAGGGAUGGCAUCCUGAUGACUGGUGACAAGAUUGUGAUCCCACAGAGUGUGAAGGAGCAGAUGCUUGACAGACUGCAUCUCGCACACCAGGGGAUACUGCGGUCGAAAGCGCACGCAAGAAAGGUGAUGUACUGGCCAGGUAUGAAGCACGACAUCGAAAACCAGGUGGAGAAAUGCCGCCCAUGCCAACAAAACCAGCCACAAAAUCAGAAAGAACCCCUGAUUCCACACGAGAUACCUGAGCUGCCAUGGCUGAAGAUUGGUGCAGACAUCUUUGAGCUACACGGACAGUCAUAUCUCCUGAUGGUGGACUACAUGUCAAAAUACCCAGAAGUGCUCAACUUACCUGACAAAACCGCCCACACAGUCAUACGCAAAAUGAAGACCAUCUUCGCCAGACAUGGAAUCCCGAAGGAGCUGGUAAGCGAUCACGUCCCUUUCGCCAGCUCUGAAAUGCGACAGUUUGCAUCGUCGUGGGGCAUAAAACUCAUCCACUCCAGCCCUGGAUAUCCACAGUCAAACGGCCUAGCAGAGAGAAUGGUAAAGACUGUGAAACAUGCACUUAAAAAAGCAACACAGGCCGGCACAGACCCGCACUUAGCUCUCCUGUCACUACGCAACACUCCAGUGACUGGAACAGAGUUCUCACCAGCACAAGUCCUGAUGGGAAGAGUACUGCGAAGCACCCUGCCGACUUCCACAGCUGUUCUGCAACCAGCUGUGCCACACGGAUUCCACUCACGGCUGAAAGACCUACAAGCCAGGCAAGUGCACUACUACAACCACAACACAAAGACACUGCCAGAGUUUGCUCCUGGUACUACAGUGCACAUGUCAACACGUCGUGGCUGGGAACCAGCUACAGUCCUGCACAAGCGAGAGGAACCACGUGCAUACAACGUCCAGACACCCAGUGGUGUCACGUUCCGGAGAAAUCGACGUCAUCUGCGGAGAAUCCACCCCAGUCUUCAUCGAGAGGACGACGACGAUCUUCCAGAGCAGCCCAUCGCUUCACAGAGAGAGGACAGCACAUCACAGGCCCAGCGAGACCAACGCACACCAGCCUGUGAACCAUCCAGUCCCACUCCAGCUGCGCCCACCUACAGCACCAGAAGUGGGAGACUCGUGAAGAUUCCUGCAAGGUUCAAGGACUAUGAGUUGAAAUAA